AUGUCAGUCACUGGCGACAACAUCCGGGCCAGUUUUCUACGAUCUGGACUGUGGUCGUUAGAUCGACGUCGAGUCCUCAGCGAUCCUCGGCCAGAAUCUGCGAGAUCUGACGCGCACGCGCCUAUUCUUACGGUGGAAGAUUUGGCUGCUUUUAAAGAAAGGAUGGCUAAGAUUAAGGACCAAAUCUUAGGCGCGGAUGCAGUAAUGACAGCAUCUGGAUAUGUAAAUACUUCUAAUUGUUGUGUAGUAACUGCACCACAGGCUCUGGCGUUGGUCCGCAGAAAAGAAAAGGGCAAUGCAUGCAAGCGACGCGCAAAAGAAAUUGAAAGGCUCGAAGUGGAGCUCGCACGCCUGAUAAGACGGUCCCAGCCAGUCAAAAAACAAUCACGUAAUAGGCAUCGCCAUGGACAAGUAGUAAGGAGUGAGCAAAAGGUCAGAAGACGGUCGAUAGUGGAACGUCGAUUGGUGGCAAAGCUCCGUACUUUGCAAGCGAUGCCACUUUGA
Molecule: messenger RNA, 504 nt
Organism: Chondrus crispus (carragheen)
Lineage: Eukaryota; Rhodophyta; Florideophyceae; Gigartinales; Gigartinaceae
Exons: 1
Coding region: 1-504 (167 amino acids)
Source: RefSeq, a predicted model, not a curated record